Molecule: messenger RNA, 5288 nt
Organism: Carassius gibelio (silver crucian carp)
Lineage: Eukaryota; Metazoa; Chordata; Actinopteri; Cypriniformes; Cyprinidae
Gene: ubash3bb
Product: ubiquitin associated and SH3 domain containing Bb
Exons: 14
Coding region: 395-2323 (642 amino acids)
Molecular function (GO): protein binding
Source: RefSeq, a predicted model, not a curated record
CAGCUUUAGACUUGUAGGUAAAUUAAGAUAAUAAAAUCGGGUUGGUGUCAAGCGUGACGAGUAAACGUGUUUGGUAGUUAUAAAUGUUUGACGCGCAUAAUACUUGGGUUGUGUCUCAAAACCUCGUGACCUGCCUACUUAGACAGCAUUUUAGGGCAUAGAGGCGCGUUGCUCAAAUGUGGUGUCGUGUCCUGACUUGACAGCUCCAUAGGUUUUUAAAACACAGCCAUUACUAGCUCGUUAAUCUACUGUAUAACUAACUGUAUACAAACAUACACUACCGCUGUCAGGAGGAGGGACGAUUAUGCUUGUACUCAUAGCGUAAAUCGCGAAAUAAGCACAUGUGGAUGUGUCGUAUUCGACUGUCGUUAGUAUCAUUUGAUGGGACUGAAGGAUGGCAGCAAAGGAGGAUCUUUACUCAAAGAUAAUUCCUCGCAGAUUGAGACAGAACAGUUGCGUUUCUGUCAAACAUGGAUCCAAUCUGGACGUGCUGCUUUCGAUGGGAUUUCCUCAGCAGAGAGCAUUGAAAGCCCUGGCAUCGACUGGAGGCAGAAGUGUUCAGCUUGCAUGUGACUGGCUUUUCUCUCAUUUGGAUGACCCUUUUCUGGAUGACCCUUUACCAAGAGAGUAUGUGCUGUAUUUGCGCCCCAGUGGGCCUUUACAAAACCAGCUUUCUCAUUUCUGGCAGCAGUCUCGCUUAACUUGUGGAAAAAACAAAGCUCACAACAUAUUCCCACACAUCACACUCUGCCAGUUCUUUAUGUGUCCAGACAAUAAACUAGUGGCUCUGUGUGAAGCUCUGCAGUCUGCAGUGAAUCAAUGGAGAGGACGUUUCCCCAGCCCCCUGCCCCUGGAGCUCUACACCUCCACCAACUUCAUAGGCCUCUUCGUGGAGGAGCAGGUGGCUGAGACGCUGAAGAAGUUUGCGGCUGACUUUGCGGUGGAGGCUGCUGCUAAAGCUGAUGUUCAUGUGGAACCCCAUAAAAAGCAGCUUCAUUUGACUCUAGCCUAUCACUUCCCAACCAAUCAUUAUUCUAUCUUGGAAAAGUUGGCAAGAGGGAUUGAAGUCAAGCUGGGUUGUGACUGGCUCGCCACCCUCUUUUCACGAGACAUACGGUUUGCAAAUCACGAGACUUUGCGAGUGAUGUACCCCUACACUCCUCAGAAUGACGAUGAGCUGGAACUGGUGCCUGGAGACUUUAUCUUCACGACUACUGUGGAGCAAAUGAGCACUAGUGAAGGCUGGGUGUUUGGCACGUCUCUGGGUACAGGCAUCUCUGCCCUGCUGCCUGAGAACUAUGUGAGCCCGGCUGAUGAGUCUGACACCUGGGUCUUUCAUGGGUCACACUCCUUCUUUUGUACUUCCCCUUCGGAAAAGGGUUGCAAGGAGAGCAAAUCACUGGAUGGGCUGCUCAACAUACGAUGCUUUGAAAACUCAAAGUUGGGAGAGUCUGCCAUCUUGAGUGUUAUUUGCCAACCUAUGCAGGUGCUUCGCUCAAGCAUCCAGUCUCGGACCCCUAAAAGGACCUUGUUUGUAUGUCGGCAUGGAGAACGAAUGGAUGUUGUGUUCGGGAAACACUGGCUCUCACAGUGUUCUGACUCUAAAGGCAGGUACAUGAGGAGUAACCUGAAUAUGCCUGCUGAACUACCUGCCUGGGGUGGAGCACACAGGGACUAUGGAAUGGAUUCUCCUAUCACAGUGUUUGGAGCUACACAGGCGAAGAUAGUGGGUGAAGCUAUGCUGGAAAGUAAUACCACUAUUGAUUUUGUGUACUGCUCACCCAGCCUCCGAUGUGUCCAGACAGCUCAUGAAAUCCUCAGAGGAAUGCAGCAAGAUGGAAGAAUAAGCAUUCGAGUGGAGCCUGGGCUUUUUGAGUGGACUAAAUGGGUGUCAGGAACGUCUUUGCCUGCUUGGAUACCCCCCAUAGAUCUUGCUGCAGCCAACCUUAAUGUAGACACAACAUACAGACCUCACAUCCCCAUUAGCAAUCUAACCGUCUCGGAGGCGUAUGAUACGUACAUUAGUCGCAGCCACCAGGUGACCAAAGACAUUUUGGCAUACUGCAAAAAUAAGGGAAAAAAUAUUCUAUUUGUGGGACAUGCUUCUUCUUUGGAGGCCUGCACUCGCCAGAUCCAGGGCCUUUCUCCCCAGAAUCCUAAGGAUUUUGUGCAAGUAGUUCGAAAGAUUCCAUAUCUGGGUCUGUGUGCCUGUGAGGAGCAGGGGGACUCAGGGGUCUGGCAGCUAGUGGACCCACCCAUUCUUCCUUUAACUCAUGGGCCCAACCACAGCUUCAGCUGGAGAGAGACCUUACAGCAAGAAUGAGCCUAUCUGUAGGAUCUGUCCACCAGAGACUGGAAUGUUAACUGCACUGGAAGCACACAUCUGAGAAUAUUUUUAAACAGAUGUAAUCGGUCACAGCCAGGUUUAAUUUAUGCAAAUACGAUAUGGGAUGUGGCAGAGUUUUUGUUUGCAGGUGGACAGAGGAGGCCACACUGAAUAAUAUGAACAUUUGUGAUCAUGUUUACUGAGCCUUUAAAAGGCUUUCUCAGGGCAUUGGCUAUCACUUUUAACAAGUCAAAAUGCACAGUGGCAUAAUGCAGCACUUAUUGUAAAGAUUAAAGGGGUCAUUUGAUGCAAUUUCGAUUUUUCCUUUCUCUUUGGAGUGUUACAAGCUGUUCGUGAAUACAUAAGAUCCCUAAAGUUGCAAAGACUAAAGUCUCAAAUCCAAAGAGAUAUUCUUUAUAAAAGUUAAGAGUCAACCACACCCUCCUAAAAUGGCUCCUAUUUAUUGCCACUGAUGAUUCAAACAUGAGUUUUGAGCAGUGUAGAGUAGCGCUUGUUGUUAAUUCAAUCACAAAUGCAGAUAUGGUUUUGUUUACGCAGCGUUUACACAGCGCUACGUAAAGAGACACUACUGGUGCAUCUCAAUAAAUUAGAAUGUCAUGGAAAAGUUGAUUGAUUUCAGUAAUUCAACUCAAAUUGUGAAACUUGUGUAUUAAAUAAAUUCAGUGCAAACGGACUGAAGUAGUUUAAGUCUUUGAAUCUUUUAAUUGUGAUGAUUUUGGCUCCCAUUUAACAAAAACCCACCAAUUCACUAUCUCAACAAAUUAGAAUAUAGUGACAUGUAAAUCAGCAAAUCAACUCAAAACACCUGCAAAGCAUUCCUGAGCCUUCAAAACGGUCUCUCAGUUUGGUUCACUAGACUACACAAUCAUGGGGAAUAAUGCUGAUCUGAAACUAGGAAAAUAUGUAGCACUCCAAACAGAAAAAAAGUUCUAGUACUGCAGGUCCUUGUACUACAGGUGCGUAGAGCCAAUGGCAUUGGAAUGAACAAGAGGAGUGGCUGGCCGCACACUGAUCCACUCCAGACUGGAAGUCUACAAAAAAUUAUUUUAUUUUUCAAAUUGCAUCAUGCAAAAAGGUGCAAAGUGCAUGUGGGUUAAAAACAGAAUGGACACCAGCAAACGUUUCAGCGCAUUGCUAUCUUGUGCUCCACUGAAUACUGCUGAUCUGAAAGUUGUACAGAAGACAAUCAUUGACACCCUUCACAAGGAGGAUAAGCCACAAACAUUAAAUGCCAAAGAAGCUGACUGUUCACAGAGUGCUGUAUACAAGCAUGUUAACAGAAAGUUGAGUGGAAGGAAAAGGUUUGGAAGAAAAAGAUGCACAACCAACCGAGAGAACUGCAACCUUAUGAGGAUUGUCAAGCAAAAUUGAUUCAAGGAAUUUGAGUGGACUUCACAAGGAAUGGACUGAGGAUGGGCUCAAGGCAUCAAGAGACACCACACACAAAUGUGUCAAGAAAUUUGCUGAACCACAGACAACGUCAGAGGUGACUUUCUUGGGCCAAGGAGAAGAACUGGACUGUUGCCCAGUGGUCCAAAGUCCUCUUUUCAGAGGACAGAAAGUUUUGUAUUUCAUUUGGAAACCAAAGGUCCUAGAGUCUGAAGGAAGGGUGGAGAAGCUCAUAGACCAGGUUGCUUGAAGUCCAGUGUUGAGUUUCCACAGUCUGUUAAUUUGGGGUGCAGUGUCAUCUGCUGGUGUUGGUACAUUGUGGUUUUUGGAAAUCCAAAAGUCACGCCACCCAUUUAUCCAGAAAUUUUGGAGCACUUCAUGAUUCCUUUUGCUGAACAGCUUUUUGAAGAUGCUGAUUUCCUUUUCCAGCAGGAUUUGGCACCUGCCCACACUGGCAAAAGCACCAAAAGUUGGUUAAAUGACCAUGGUGUUGGUAUGCUUGACUGGCCAGCAAACUCACCAGACCUGAACAACAGGGAGAAUCUAUGGGCUAUUGUCAAGAGGAAAAUGAGAAACAAGAGACCAACCAAUGCAGAUGAGCUGAAGGCCACUGUCAAAGAAACCUGGGCUUCCACACCACCUCAGCAGUGCCACAAACUGAUCACCUCCAUGUCACGCCGAAUUGAGGCAGUAAUUAAACCAAAAGGAGCCCCUACCAAGUAUUGAUUACAUGUACAGUAAAUGAACAUAAUUUCCAGGAGGCCAACAAUUCAUUAAAAAAAAAAAUUAUUGGUCUUAUGAAGUACUCUAAUUUGUUGAGAUUUUGUUGUGUUUUUGUUAAAUGUGAGCCAAAAUCAGCACAAUUAAAAAAACAAAAAAACAAAGACUUAAUCUACUUCAGUCUGUGUGCAUUGAAUUUCUUUAAUACACUAUUUGAGUUGAAUGACUGAAAUGAACUUUUCCACAACAUUCUAAUUUGAGGUUCACCUAAGUAAUUAUAAUCAGUAAUUAUGUCCCCACUGGAUGCAACAAAUGUCUCGUUUGUGAUGGGUUUUAUUGUUUGUGGUGUCACCCUGGGACACACGAGACCACAGUAUGGUGAGGGGCAUAACAUUUGUCACACGCUUGAGACAUGCGGGCAAUCACAACACACUGGAUAGCUGGUUAAUCAGCGCACACCUUGUUUUUCAGAAUGAUGAGCUUUAUAAAAAUUGCUGCGUUUCAGAAAGGCGCGGCAUAAAGGAGAAACAAUAAUGUACAUUAAACCGCAUAAACACAUUGGAUAACACCGAAUACAUAAAAUAACGUUCUUUUUAGCAACAUCAUAUGACCCCUUUAAAAAUAACUUCCUGCCAUGCAAAUAUGUAAAAUUUUGCAAUGAGGUGUUAAAGAGCUUAAAAGCAAUUAUGUCUUAAUUUCUCUUGCAAAUGUAACUUGAAUGCAUAAAAAGUGUUAUAUUGGUUUUAGCAUAGUUGAAUGGAUAUCAAAUGUAUUUGUAUUAUCUUUACAUUAAUGCUGAAGUGUGUAAUUAUUAAAACAAAAUAUUGAAGAA